AUGAUGGACGGCCCGAGUCUGCGCGAGGACGGGCGUGUCGAGUGCGCGCCGACCAAGCCGCGCCACGCCAAGGCCGCGCGGUCGCACACGGGCGGGCGCAUUGGCAACCAGCAGUACAGCGCCGACGCGGACGAGAUGGCCGUGCUCCAGGCCGAGAACGCGACGCUGCGCCAGCGCCUCGCCGACAUGGAGCGUGUUUUGGCCCAAGUCGAGCAAAAGCAGCUCGCGGACCAAGCGGAAGCGCUCGACGAUAUCUCCGAGCUGCUCAAGCUGGCCGAGAUGGCCAAGACCGAGGCGACGUCGUUCAACCACAACACUGCGCGGGACAAGAUGCGCCGAGACAUUCAGACGCUGCAGGCCAUUUUGAAAAAGGCCAAGGCCGAGCGCAACGACUUCAAGAAGACGAUCAAGCAGACCGAAGAGAAGCUGCGGCUGGAAAUGGAGAAGAAGAAGGAGGAAGGGCUCAAGAGCGAGAUCGACCAAGAGAUCUUCACCCGCAUCAUCAAGGAGGACCGCGAGAAGUACAGGGCACACGUCGUUGAGCUCCUUGCGCGCAUCAAGUCGCUCGAGAAGGAGAAGUACGACGUCUUCCUCUGGGCCAAAUCGCACCAUGAGAUCUACGUCCAAGAGAUGCGCAAGCUGGCGCGCGCCUUCGCCAAGGUCAAGCGCAUGUCGGACGAGAGCACGUACGAGGCCAAGGCGUUCUACCACGACGUCAUCCAGCUCAAGCAUGUCGUGCUCUCGGACGCGGCGGGGCUCGAAGACGCGCUGUUGCAGCAACAAGCCAAGGACGACGACACUCGAUGCGCAGCAUUCGUGCUCGAGAACCACGAGUCCUCGUAG
Messenger RNA from Saprolegnia diclina VS20, 843 nucleotides. RefSeq lists its product as hypothetical. Lineage: Eukaryota; Oomycota; Saprolegniomycetes; Saprolegniales; Saprolegniaceae. The transcript is spliced from 9 exons. The coding region runs from base 1 to 843 and encodes 280 amino acids. The record is from RefSeq and is a predicted model, not a curated record.